This is a messenger RNA of Carassius carassius (crucian carp), 1971 nucleotides long. Its product is annotated as endoplasmic reticulum chaperone BiP-like. The record is from RefSeq and is a predicted model, not a curated record. The transcript has 8 exons. Lineage: Eukaryota; Metazoa; Chordata; Actinopteri; Cypriniformes; Cyprinidae. The coding region runs from base 19 to 1971 and encodes 650 amino acids. Gene Ontology annotation, molecular function: misfolded protein binding; heat shock protein binding; ATP hydrolysis activity. Gene Ontology annotation, biological process: protein refolding; endoplasmic reticulum unfolded protein response; cellular response to unfolded protein. Gene Ontology annotation, cellular component: nucleus; endoplasmic reticulum lumen; cytoplasm.
CACAAGAUCACUGUAAAAAUGCAAUUGCUUUGCCUGUUCCUGCUGGUGACCGGCAAUGUGUUUGCCAAAGAGGUCCACAAGAUGGAAAGUGUUGGGACAGUGAUUGGAAUAGACCUUGGGACGACCUACUCAUGUGUUGGAGUGUUCAAGAAUGGCCAUGUCGAGAUUAUUGCCAAUGACCAGGGAAACCGCAUCACUCCAUCAUACGUGGCCUUCACCACUGAAGGUGAGCGUCUCAUUGGAGACGCUGCGAAGAACCAGCUGACCUCUAACCCUGAGAACACCGUCUUUGAUGUCAAGAGGUUAAUUGGCUGCACGUGGGGCGACUCGACUGUGCAGCAGGACAUUAAAUACCUUCCCUUUAAGGUUAUUGAGAAGAAGAACAAGCCUCACAUCCAGCUGGACAUCGGAUCAGGUCAGAUGAAGACUUUCACUCCUGAGGAAAUCUCUGCUAUGGUUCUGACUAAAAUGAAGGAAAUGGCGGAGGCUUACCUUGGAAAGAAGGUCACACAUGCUGUGGUCACUGUGCCCGCUUAUUUCAACGAUGCCCAGCGCCAGGCCACCAAAGAUGCAGGAACCAUCGCCGGUCUGAAUGUCAUGAGGAUCAUUAAUGAGCCAACCGCCGCCGCCAUCGCUUACGGUCUGGACAAGAGGGACGGUGAGAAGAACAUCAUGGUGUUUGAUCUCGGCGGCGGCUCCUUCGACGUUUCUCUGCUGACCAUUGAUAAUGGUGUAUUUCAAGUGUUGGCCACCAAUGGAGACACUCACCUCGGUGGUGAAGACUUCAAUCAGCAUGUCAUGGAGCACUUCAUUAAGCUAUACAAUAACAAGACUGGAAAGGAUGUGCGCAAGGACAACCGCGCAGUGCAGAAGCUGCGUCGUGAAGUGGAGAAGGCCAAGAUAGAUCUGUCCACCCAGCAUCAGGCCCACAUCGAGAUUGAGGCCUUCUUCGAGGGUGAAGACUUCUCUGAGACGCUGACCCGUAACAAGUUUGAGGAGCUCAACAUGGACUUGUACCGCUCCACCAUUACACUAAUGCAGAACGUUCUGAAAGACUCCAACCUGAAGACGAGUGACAUUGACGAGAUCAUCCUGGUCGGCGGCUCCACUCGUAUUCCCAAGAUCCAGCAGCUGGUAAAAGAGUUCUUCAACGGCAAGGAGUUGUCCAAAGGAAUCAACCCAUACGAGGCCGUAGCAUAUGGAGCCGCUGUCCAGGCUGGAAUCCUGUCUGGAGAAGAGGACACUGGUGACCCACUGCUUCUGGACGUAAACCCUUUGACCUUGGGCAUUGAGACGGUCGGAGGAGUGAUGACCAAACUCAUUCCCAGGAACACAGUCGUGCCCAUCAAGGAAUCCCAGAUGUUCUCCACCUCUUCUGACAACCAGCCAACUGUGAAGAUCCAAGUUUAUGAAGGUGAGCGUCCGCUGACCGAGGAUAACAACCUCCUGGGCACCUUUGACCUGACUGGCAUCCCUCUGGCUCCCAGUGGCGUCCCUCAGAUCGAGGUCACCUUCGAGAUCGACGUCAAUGGCAUUCUGCGUGUCACCGCCGAAGACAAGGGCACGGGCAACAAGAACAAGAUCACAAUCACCAACGACCAGAACCGGCUGACGCCCGAGGACAUCGAGCGCAUGGUGAACGAGAAUAAGCGCUUUGCUGAUGAGGACAAGAAGCUGAAGGAGCGCAUCGACGCCUGCAAUGAGCUGGAGAGCUACUCCUACUCCCUGAAGAACCAGAUUAGGAACAAAGAGAAGCUGGGUGGCAAACUUUCAUCUGAAGACAAGGAGGCCAUUGAGAAGGCCAUCGAGGAGAAGAUCGAGUGGCUGGAGUCUCACCAGGAUGCAGAUCUUGAGGACUUCCAGGACAAGAAGAAGGAGCUGGAGGAACUUAUGCAGCCCAUCAUAAGCAAGCUUGUCAUCGGCGCUGGCGGCCCACCACCGGAGGAGGAAGAUGAAAAGGAUGAGUUGUAA